Symbiodinium necroappetens is the source of this 1608-nucleotide messenger RNA. NCBI's taxonomy places the organism in Eukaryota, Dinophyceae, Suessiales, Symbiodiniaceae. The record is from the annotation of a GenBank genome assembly.
AUGGGGGAUGUCGAUGUGGUCGUGCUUGGUGCUGGGCUGAGUGGCAUCUUCCUGGCCCACAGCUUGCAGUCGGAAGGUUGCAGGAGCUUCGCCGUCUUAGACCGGCGGAAGGGCAUCGGUGGCAUGUGGGCAGAGCUGAAGUUCCCCGGCCUUCGCACCGACUCGCCCAUGGGCCUUUACGCCUACUCCUUCCAUCCCUCGGCCACGACGACGCGGAUGAUGCCGACCAGGGAGGAGCUGCUGGAGUACUUUCACGAGGUGGUUGAUGAACAUCGGCUGGCACAGUACAUGCACUUUGAGCAGCAUGUCCGGCGGGCAGAGUUCGACUCGAGGAAGGCACGAUGGACCCUGACAACGGCCACUGGAACGCGUUGGACAUGCCGACAUGUGCUGAACUGUACAGGAUACUUCGACCUCUUCGAUCCGUACAUCCCGAAGAUCCCUGGGAUGGCAGACUUUGCGGGCAGGCUGGUGCACACGCAUUCCUGGCCGGAGGACAUGAGUCUCGAAGGCAAGCGCGUCAUCCUCGUGGGCAGCGGGGCCUCUGCGGUGACGGCUGCACCUGCCUUGGCGGAACAGGCCCAGAGCGUGGUGAUGCUGCAGCGCUCUCCGAGCUAUAUCAAAUCGGCACCCCUGCGUCAUGCGCCGUGGUCUGCAUGGGCCAUUGCCGCCUGGUUGGUGAGAGGCGGAGGCGUAUUCCGAUGGCUGGGGCGGUGCCUGUUUGCGCUGAUCUUCCGGCGGCUGCGCCGCGAAGCCCUGAGGGAGGCCAAGGAUUACAACGAGAAGCGGCAUGCCUGGAGCGCAGGCUGCCCCGAGGCACUCGCAGCCCGUUUGCGUGAGAGUCGUGCCGCGGUGGAUGCGGUAGUCGACCGCCUCCCUGAGUUGCGGCGCCACUUCACUCCCUCCUACCAGGUUUUUGAGCAGAGGACCUGCUUUGCUCCCGGCGAUGAGUUCUUCAUGGCCAUUCAGCGAGGUCGCCUCAGCAUCGUCACAGCGCACAUCGACCGCUUCACCCGGACGGGCCUUCGGCUCCAGGCACUCACGGAAAGCGAGAGCCGGCUGGCAGAGACCUUCGGGGAGCCCGAGACGCCGGAACACCUGGAGGCCGACGUCGUGGUUCUUGCGACGGGGCACAAGCUGAGCCUUCUAGGAGAUGUAGAGCUCCUUGUCGACGGAUGCCCGCAGAAGAUGGGCGAGAAGAUGGCGUACCAAGGAGGCCUCAUGGUGUCCGACGUGCCGAACUUGUUCAACUUCUCUGGGUACUUCAAGGGCACCUACACCCUGAGACUGGAGGCGGAAGUGCCACUUGUGCUCCGCAUCUUGCAGUUCAUGGACACCCGCGGCUACGCGCGCGUCGUCCCGCGCUGGCGCGGUGGCGAGGAGGACGUGGACCCGUGCCCCCAGGUGGGGCUCAUCACGUCAGCCGCCGGAUAUGCAGACUCUGCAUGGCAGGGCCCCAACUAUGCCAAGCGAGAUGCAGCGUGGCGUCGCAGGCCCAGCGUGGGAAAGCAGAUGCCCUGGAGAGGCGGCUGGAACUACUACGAAGACUGGAGCCACUGCCACGAGGCACAGCUCGAAGACGGCACGCUCGAGUAUGGCGUCGCGCAG